This is a messenger RNA of Solea solea (common sole), 4332 nucleotides long. RefSeq names its product kringle containing transmembrane protein 1 (gene kremen1). NCBI's taxonomy places the organism in Eukaryota, Metazoa, Chordata, Actinopteri, Pleuronectiformes, Soleidae. Gene Ontology annotation, biological process: multicellular organism development. The transcript has 9 exons. The record is from RefSeq and is a predicted model, not a curated record. Gene Ontology annotation, cellular component: plasma membrane. The coding region runs from base 296 to 1723 and encodes 475 amino acids.
GCUUCCCCGGCGCUGCAGGUUGAAUCUAUUGCCCCUAUUUCCUGUCACAUGGGUUGGAAACAGGAUCCCUGCUUUCUACUAUCUGGUCCCGUCUUUGUAGUGUCAGCGUAGUAGUAGCUGAAAGACCCGUUUUGAAGUUCAGGGACUUUUUAUAACGCGGACCAAAGAGUGAGUGCUGCACACAGACCCGGACACUCAGACAGAGAGUCAGUCAGUCAGUCAGUCCACUCCACCCCGCCGGUCUGCGCGCAUCCGUCCGUCAAACUGCGCUUCACCUGAGAUCCUAAGUCGCACCAUGGAUUCCUGGACAGUCACUUCUGCCCUUCUUCUCGCUGGCUUUAUUUCUUCUGCAGCUCUUAAUCAUUUCGACACCGAGUGUUACACUGCCAACGGAGAGGACUACAGGGGCCGCCAGAACCAGACCAGCUUAUAUGGCGGUAAACCCUGUCUUCUCUGGAAUGAGACCUUUCAGCACCCAUACAACACCCUCAAAUACCCCAAUGGAGAGGGCGGAUUAGGCAGCCACAACUAUUGCAGGAAUCCUGAUGGGGAUGUUCAGCCAUGGUGCUACAUUGUUGAUAAUGAAGAUGGGGUCUACUGGAAAUACUGUGACAUCCCUUCAUGUCAGAUGCCUGGGAACUUAGGCUGCUUCAAAGACAGCGGUAACCCACCCACCCUGUCGGGCACCAGUGAGACCUCCACCAAGCUCACCAUUCAGAACUGUAUCAGCUUCUGUCGCAAGCAGAGAUACAAGCUCGCUGGUAUGGAGUCAGGAUACGCCUGUUUCUGCGGCAAUGAAGUGGACCUGCAUGACCACGGCGAGUCACCCAGCAAGGAGUGUAACCAUGUUUGUUUCGGUGACCACACACAGCCCUGUGGCGGAGACGGCUGGGUCAUCAUCUUUGAUACCCGAGUAGGAGCCUGCGGUGGGAAUUACACCUCUCCAUCAGGAGUGAUCUACUCCCCUGAUUUCCCUGAUAAGUACUCAGCUGGCCGUGUUUGCUACUGGACUAUCCAGGUCCCUGGAGCCUCUGCUCUCCUCUUCAACUUCACCUUCUUCGACAUUUCCGAUCAGACAGACAUGGUGGAGCUACUCGAUGGCUACACCAACAAGGUGGUGGCGCGCUUUGACUGGCGCAGCCAGCCACGAGAGCCGGUGAACGUCACUGGUGACUCCGCCAUACUCUACUUCUACUCGGACCGCACUAACCAAGCCCAGGGAUUCGCUCUGCUCUACCAGGCACUGAGAAGCCAAGACACCAGAACAAUGGAGGCUGAAGGAGACGGUGAGGAUGAAGGAGAGAACAUCCCCAGCACGACGGGGCCACAGUUGGCUGGUGGCAUCACUGAGAGAUCCAACAGUACCUCGAAUGGACGCUCCCAGAUCCUCUACGUGAUCACGUCCAGCCCCGGUAAACCGGAGCACAACAUGCCAGGUCAGUGGGCUGGACGCGGCGAGACCACCGGCCACAGAGCUAUGUGGACCAUCUACGCGCUGGCCGCCCUCCUGAUACUCACUGUCAUAGCCAUGGUAGCGAAGCUGCUGCUGCAUAUCACAGUCAAGUCCCCCAACAUCCCGACAGUCAGUGGUUCAGACAGCUGCAGCCAGAGCACAGCAUCGUCUGAGCCCUGGAUCAUCCUGUACCGACCCUCUACCAUCUCCCUCUUCAAGAAGAAGCUAAAGAACCACCACGGCGACCUCAGCCCCCUGGUGGGCAACUAGCAUUACUGCUGCGCUCAACCAUUAACCAGACGCCACCUCCACCCACAACUAAUCUGUACAAGGGCCACUAGGUGUUAUGUCCUCAGACAAUGAAACUACGGGAGGCGCUACACUAACAAGCCAAUAGCGGAGUGGCUAAAGACAAUGACUGAGUGAUUGCCACUGAAUGGCCCAUGUACCAAACGUGGCUUGGCUCUCCCAGCAUGCUCAGCACCAAAGGAAAGAGGGGCUGUCAGUGGCCACGGUGUGGGAGAGGAGAACAGGGAUGGGAUGGGAUGGAUGAAAAUCUGUUGCUCUAACAAAAAUACAAGGACGCUUUAGACAUGCAGAAGGUUCCUUCUGCUCGGCAAGGUUCCAUUUCAGUCACCCACCGAUGUCUCUAACAACCAGCACACGUCCGGACUGCAGGCCCACCAGUGAUGUCACAACACAGGCAGGUGCCGAAGAAUGGCUCGCUUCACUGUUCAGUUAUGGACACGCUUCACUGUCACUGUGGCUCCCAGAUCAUCGUCAGGACAGUAUGAAGAAACACAUACACACAUACUGUAUGCUGUAACCCUGUAACAGCUCUUUACAGCUCUUUUAACUGCCUCAACCCUUCCAUACAAAGAGUUAUUUGUGUAAUUAUUUGACUUUUAUAUGCAAAGUGCUGGUGUUUCUUUUUGUUGUGCUUUACAUAGAAAAAAAAAAAAACGUGCUCUCUGAGGAGAGAGGGAAACAGGAUAUGAAAUGUCUCACAGAAAUUAGAUAUCGCAGCACUUUGGAGUUGAAUCACUUGGUGUAAAAUAAAAAGAUCAGAGAGAGAAAGAGAGUGCGCUCACCCACACACUUGCUCAGUGCUCAUGUGGAACUGGGUGGAGAGAUGAAGUUGGGGAGGGGGGGGUGGCAGUCUGUAGACUAACUGCCAUUUAGGGAGAUAUGGGAAGAUCUGAGGGCUUUUUUCCCCUUCUAGUUUGUGGGUGGGAAUCCUUUCCGGUUUGAUGGUGUUCAAGUGCCUUUUGAAUCCCCCUCUUCCACAUCUCAGAUUCCUCACAUCUGUUUCUUUCAUGAAGCGAGUGGGGUCUUACACAAAUCUCUGCACUUUUGAAAAAAAAUAAAAAAUUCUGUGUGGAUGUAAAGAAUUUCAUUCCAAAAAGGGAUUUCCACCUCUUAAAUGUAAAUAAGAAGAAAAAAAAUGCCAUAUCUUGUACAGUGAUUGAAAUAGUCUUUUUAACCAUAGUGCACUCAACCAAACACCUCUCCAAACUGGAUGUUUUACAUUUUUGUUGAUCGAUCAUUUGUUGUUUUGUUUUGUUUCCAAACUGAACACAUAGCUUUUUGGAUCGGACAUCUUCAUAAUAUUGUAACAAAAAAAGAAAACGUUUGUCUCUAAUUUCUGUCUAUGCUCUUAUGUGUAGUGUUGGACACUUACUGAACAUAUUGUUCACAUUAAGUUUUCUUUUGAUGACGGGGGGUGAAUAGUGUUGUACAUUGUGUAAUUCAGUGUGGGAAAGAUGAUAUUUAUAUCCCCACUCUUUCAUUUUGUGUCUAAGGAUUCGAGAGACCUUUCAAAGUACUUUUUGUACUCAAUCGCUCAAAAGAAGAAUGCAUUUUCUUCUCUCUUUAAACAGCAGUAAGUGGCCUAAAAAUCACAUGGUGCUGCACUCUGUGAAAUUGUGACCAGUCACCUUGAUUUCAGGCCAAAAGAAACAGAAACAAAACCAAAAGCACUCACGGCACUAUGCACGAGCUCUUGAUAGAUUCUCCGUUUUCUGUGCAUUGCUGUGACAUUUAAACUGCGUGAAGGGUCAAAGUCCACUAGUAUGCCACUGGCAUAGUAACUAGCCUUUUCCUACUGUGGGACUGGAUGUUAGUGUGGGCUUCUGCAGAUGGUCACCCCAAAGAUUAUGAAUUAACCACCAGGAGAAACUUAAAAACUGGCCAUAAAGCAAUGCACUUACAUUUAGAGACCGUACUAACACAGUUGAGCACUUGAGACAAAAAGGUCAGUUUUUACACAUUAUAUAGCAGCAUAGUCACAUUUAUCGGAUUAUAUCUGAGUGAAAACUCAUGAGGAGACCUUUUUGUUUGUUAAAAAAAUAAAAAGCAACCCUGCUUUGCUCGGCUCGCCUGUUCAUCUGGAACUCGUGGUAAUUAUUGCAAGACGAGAGCACGCGCCUCAGGGUCUGUAAUGGUCAGAGCAGACGGAGCGAGAAGUGUAGAUGUGACAAUGAUGAGGCAUUAAUGAGAUAAUUGUACAUUGAAAGUCUAACACAAGCCACAUCAAAAUCCGGCCGUUUAACUCUUAACAAGGGUAUGUUUGUAAGUCCCAUUUUCACCCCUGUCCUCCAGUCAAUCAGAGAAUUCUUCUGAGUGGUGGAAACAUUGGUGGUUGACGACAUGAGAACAUUCACCACAAGCCUUGUGUGAAAAUGAUCAGGAGGCCCCGUUAACAUUGUUUUCAUGAAAUUGUAAAUAACAAAAUAGUGAAAUUUUUAAUUUAUACGAUAAAUUAUUGUUAUUUUGUAUGUGAAUGGGAUAUACUCUAUCUUUUGUAUAAGUGAAGUAUCUUUGUAGUUUUAUUUAAUGUGUCCUGGUUGCGAAAUAAACACUGUAUGCAUGUUUCUUAA